Messenger RNA from Cebus imitator (Panamanian white-faced capuchin), 1559 nucleotides. It is a transcript of the gene MSS51, whose product is annotated as MSS51 mitochondrial translational activator. The transcript is spliced from 5 exons. The record is from RefSeq and is a predicted model, not a curated record. The coding region runs from base 1 to 1224 and encodes 407 amino acids. Lineage: Eukaryota; Metazoa; Chordata; Mammalia; Primates; Cebidae.
AUGAGAGAUUUUGGAGAUAUUCCUCUCCCUAUUGCCACUCCUUCUCCAUGCUGUCUCUGCAGGUUGGUGGUAGAUGGGGGUACCCCUGUAUCAGGCUUUGGAUUUCGAUGUCCUCAAGAAAUGUUCCAGAGGAUGGAGGACACAUUUCGAUUCUGUGCUCACUGUAGAGCACUCCCUAAUGGCCUUUCAGACUCCAAGGUUCUCCGGCACUGUAAGAGGUGCAGAAAUGUCUAUUACUGUGGUCCAGAGUGCCAGAGGUCAGACUGGCCCGCACACAGGAGGGUUUGUCAAGAGCUUCGUCUUGUGGCUGUGGACCGUCUCAUGGAAUGGCUUCUGGUCACAGGUGAUUUUGUCCUACCCUCAGGACCUUGGCAUUGGCCACCUGAAGCUGUACAGGACUGGGACUCCUGGUUUUCUAUGAAGGGAUUACACUUAGAUGCUACACUGGAUGCUGUGCUAGUUAGUCCUGCCAUGACCACCUUAUGGGCCAGUGUAGGAUGGCCAAGGCCAGACCCAGAUGUCCUGCAGGGAUCUUUGAAGCGGCUGCUGACAGAUGUCCUGUCACGGCCCUUGACUCUAGGCCUAGGACUUAGGACCUUAGGGAUAGACGUUAGGAGGAUUGGGGGAAGCACAGUGCAUGUGGUUGGUGCUUCCCAUGUGGAGACAUUUCUUACUCGCCCUGGGGACUAUGAUGAGCUUGGCUACAUGUUUCCUGGGCACCUUGGACUCCGUGUGGUCAUGGUGGGUGUAGACGUGGCUGCUGGCUUUUCACAGAGCACCUCAACUUCACCCCUGGAACCUGGCACAAUUCACCUUAGUGCCCACAGGGGCCUCUACCAUGACUUCUGGGAGGAGCAGGUAGAGACUGGGCAGACAGACCAUCCAGAUUUGGUGGUGGCUUUCCAUCCAGGUUUUCAUUCCUCCCCAGACUUGAUGGAGGCUUGGCUCCCUACCCUGCUGCUACUUCGUGACUAUAAGAUUCCUGCAUUGAUUACUGUUUACAGCCAUCAGGAGUUGGUAUCCUCUUUGCAGAUUCUGGUGGAACUGGAUAUACACAUCACUGCCUAUGGGGCUAAUCCUUUCAUGUCCCUCAAACCCGAACAGGUCUAUUCCAACCCCAACAAGCAGCCAGUAUACUGCAGUGCCUACUAUAUCAUGUUUCUUGGAAGCUCCUGUCAGCUGGGUAAUAGCCAAUUAGAAGAGAAAGUGGAUGAUGGGAUUUAAAUAGAUUAUGACUGGACAUCUGGAAAAUGGGGAGGUUGUGAUAAAAUUACCCUGAUAAUGCCAGGUUCUUGCCAACUUUGAAAAACACUAUAUUCUAAACCUCAUUCACUGUGUGGGUAAAGAUUCUAAGCUGAAUGAGGGUUCCUGUAUAAUGUAACUGGUUUCUUUCUUUUUUGAGACAGUCUUGCUGUGUUGCUCAGGCUGGAGUGUAAUGGCAUGAUCUCGGCUCACUGGCUCACUGUAACCUCUGCCUCCCAGGUUCAAGUGGUUCUCCUGCCUUAGCCUCUUGAGUAGCUGGGAUUACAGGUGCAUGCCACCACACCUGGCUAAUUUUU